UCUGCUUAUAACGUGGGAACUGUCAAACCGCAUCCAAAAUUUGUGUUGCUGAAAGUAAAUUGCAUAGCAUUUGUUCCUAGGCUCAAUUAAAUACUAACUAAAAUCAUGAAAAUACGGCCGCAGAAACACGUUCGUCUCGGAUUCUCUGGAAAACCAAAGCUAGUGCGUAAAUCCAAUCAACCGAAAACUAGGAAGGAAAUACGCAAAGACAAGAGACAACAGAAGAAAAUCAACCGGUUCAACUACCAUAGUCGAAAGCGGAAGGAUCGCUACGAACACGUUGACGAACCGAUGAGUAAACAGAAGCGUGAUACCGACAGUGAAGAUGAGGUCGAUAAUGCCGACGAUGAAGAAAUUGAAUCCGAUUUUGAGGAAGAUGUCUAUCACGAAAGUAAAUCAAUAGUCAAAAAUGACGUUAAACAGGAUAUAGUUAUGAGUCAGUUGGAGAAGGAACGACAAAAUGAGUUACGAGAAUUGAAAAGUUACGAACAUGGAUUGAAAGAAAAACGAAUCGCACAGCUGCAGGCUGCAAACGACGAAGAUGAUAUGAUCAUAAAAAAGUACGAAAAGCUACUGAAAAUCAAUCGGCGAAAAAACAAGGAUGGUGUACCAAAGAGCUUCAACGAUGGCUUAGAUUACGCUUUAGAAUUGUGUACCGAGGAUAAUGUACGGAAAAUGUACGAGGCGGCUAAAGAAGCAGAAAGUUUAGAGCACAAUUCAGAGGACGAUUUUGCUGAUGAUGUAGUGGAAGUAUUGGGAAUAAGAAAAAAGUGCACGAAGAAUAUUAUGGAUGCACAAAAUGAUAAUAAGUUCCCAAAAGAAAAAGUGGCCAGAAGAAUGGAAAAUUUGAAAGAGAUCGAAAAAAAGUAUUUUGGAGAUGAAGAUUUGGAUAGUCUGGAUGGAUUCGAUUCUGAACUUGAAGUUGAUCUGAACGAGGAGAGUGAUUAUUCGGAGAACGACGAGUUGUUCGAUUCCGAUGAGGAAGGUUGUGACUUGAAUUCAAGCAACAAAAAAUUGAAAUCCCCUUCCAAGAAUGUGAAGAGAAAUGCUAAACAGGUGAAUUUUACGGAAGAAAAACCAAAGCAGAUCGAACUAAGAAAAAAAACUGAUCCAGAACAGGAUUCCGAGAUUGAUGAAAAAGUUUUUGGUAACUCUGACUGCGACGAUUUAGAAAGUACCUCAAACAAAAACAGCUCAGCGAUGAAGAUAAACUGCCAGUUAGUAAAAGAAUCAGACACAUGGGAAGAUAUAUAUGGUCGGAAACGGGAUAGAGACGGGAACGUUAUAAAUGUUGAUUCUAGUAACAACAAAUACGUGCCACCGCACUUGAGAGCACGCUUGGGAACUAAUCAACCGAAAGAUGCAAAGUAUCAGGAAAAACUUCUCCGAUUAGAACGGCAACUUAAGGGUCAGGUUAAUCGGUUAGCAGAGUCUAAUGUUCAUAGAAUUUCUAUUGAAUUAGAAAAUUUAUAUAUGCAACACUCGCGAUUUGAUAUGAACAGUACCUUGACGAAUCUGAUCAUUGGAGCAAUAGUAUCCCCGUCUCUAUCUUCUGAGAAAAUGGUUCUCGAACAUACUCUAUUAAUUACUAUUUUACAUGCCAAUGUUGGUUCUGAAGUCGGGUCCCACUUUUUGGAAGUUGUUGUGGAACGUUUCAACAAAAUCGUGCAGCAAAUCGAAACUCUUAAAGUUGAGGAUAAAACAUUAGAUAAUUUUCUACUAGUCUUGUGUCAUUUAUACACCUUCCAAAUUUUUAAAAGCAAGUUAAUCUAUGACAUUGUUGAUAGACUGCUGACUACCCUCAAUGAAAAAGCGGUUGAAUGUAUUUUACUGAUGCUACGAUCGAUUGGAUUUGUUCUGCGCAAGAAUGAUCCUUUAGCAUUGAAAGAAAUGAUACAAAAAGUUCAGAAAAGAGUAUUGGAAACAUCAGAAGAUAUGAAAAAUGACGCACGUGUGAAGUUUAUGAUAAAUAUUCUAUUAGCAGUGAAGAAUAAUAAUAUGAAUAAAAUUCCUCAAUAUGAUCCCGGCCUCGCGGAACAUUUUCGCAAAAUUUUGAAAGGUAUGAUCACUAACGGAAAAUAUGUGAGCACCUUAAAUAUAGGCCUGGACGACCUAUUGAAGGUGGAUGAACGAGGCAAGUGGUGGCUAGUUGGCUCAGCUUGGAACGGAAGUGAUGAUAGUCAUGGAAAAUCUAACCAGAAUUCGUUUUCUACUGGAGUAACUUUCAGUCAGCAACUGCAGGAGCUUGCUCGAAAGCAGCGAAUGAAUACGGAUGAUAAGAGGAAUGUGUUCUGCGUAAUAAUGAGUGCCGAAGAUUAUCUAGAUGCAUUCGACAAGAUACUUCGUCUGGCUAUCAAAGAUCAGCGGAUAGUAGUAACCGUAAUAGUACACUGUUGUUUGUCUGAGAAAGAUUAUAAUCCCUAUUAUGGCGUAUUGUCGCAGAAAUUUAGCGAGUAUGAUCGUCGCUAUCAGUUGGCCAUGCAGUACAUCAUAUGGGAUCGGUUGAUGGAUAUCAAUUCGUUGAAACAGGCAUCUAUAAAGCAUUUAGCUAAGUUGCUGAUACAUUUGAUCAGCGAAGGAGGAUUACCUCUUUCCGUACUGAAGGUCAUCGAGUUUGCGGAAAUUGACAAAACGACACUUCGGUUGGUGAGACAGAUCAUGCUAGGAAUCCUGCUGAUGGAUGAUGAAAAUAAAUGCCUGCAGGUUUUCAAUAGAAUCGCACCCAGUUACAAACUGAAGGCAUUCAAAGAUAGUUUACGAUUAUUUCUGCAUCAUUUUUUGUUGAAAGGGAGUGAUAAAAGCAACGUCGCGCGAGAGGAGAUGCAGUUGUUGCAGCAAAGAAUUUCGAUGGCUGGUCGAAUGUUAGAUACUUCGGAUAUGAAAAUAAAAUUUUGAGUAUAACCUCAAUAUGUUGAAUGAUUCGAA
This is a messenger RNA of Malaya genurostris, 2925 nucleotides long. RefSeq names its product nucleolar MIF4G domain-containing protein 1 homolog. The transcript is spliced from 4 exons. Gene Ontology annotation, molecular function: protein binding; RNA binding. Bases 106 to 2895 code for a protein of 929 amino acids. Gene Ontology annotation, biological process: ribosomal small subunit biogenesis. Gene Ontology annotation, cellular component: nucleolus. The record is from RefSeq and is a predicted model, not a curated record. Lineage: Eukaryota; Metazoa; Arthropoda; Insecta; Diptera; Culicidae.